AUGCUCGCCCUUGUCCAUCCUUUCAACCCUUCGCCAGAUACUCCUCACAGAAAUACGACGUCUAGCCGUAACCGGACCCCGCAUCAUAGGAAACCGACUCCACAUUCCGCUAGGGAAACAUCCUCAUCGUUCCCUACCACAAGUUUACAUUCUUCUUCGAUGUUCUCCGCACCGAAGUCGGUAACCACGAAUAGGUUAUCAUCGUCUACACAGCCAUUUGUUCACCGUCAGCCAGCCACUUCACAUUCGGAGAUUGCUUCUGCUACGAGUCCAGAGCACCUACAGCCACCACCUACGGCUGAUCCGAGGGAGAUUGAGACUCCUGCAGCGCAGACCUCAUUUGACAUUCAUUCUUAUCCCCCUCAUGACCUCCUAAGGCUGUUGGCCUCAUUGCUGACCCAAAUAGCUUCCACCAACGACAAACUUGAUGCCGCAUCUUCAUCUUCCACUUUGUCGUCUUCCUCAUCAACAUCAUCUGAACUUCACAAUGUCGUGUGGCGCUCGUUGACUACAGCAUCACGAUCCGCGCUGUCAACCCCCUCUUCUACACUCACUUUUCAUGCAAGGAACAUUCCCACUAUAUCACUAGAAUCGUAUCUAUUACGAAUCCUCAAAUAUUGCCCGACAACUAAUGAGGUCUUCCUUUCACUGCUGGUCUAUUUUGACCGCAUGACCAAGUUGACAUCCGAGGCAACAGGAAGAAGCUUUGUCAUCGACUCCUACAAUAUUCAUCGACUUGUCAUUGCUGGAGUCACUGUGGCAAGCAAAUUCUUCAGUGAUGUGUUUUACACAAACUCACGAUACGCAAAAGUUGGAGGUCUUCCACUGGCUGAAUUAAAUCAGCUCGAACUGCAAUUCCUCCUUCUCAAUAACUUCAAUCUCGUAAUUCCCAAGGAUGAAAUGCAGAGAUACGCCGAACAAUUAAUCCUGUUUUCCUCCAACAAAUCUCCCUCUCUAGGUGUCUCUUCCUCCUCCUCUUCGAUUACACCUAGACCGACUGCCACAUCAGCUACUGCACCCCCUCAAUCCAAUGAUAUGGUCCCAAUGCAUUGCAUGGGUGCCAUUGAUGCGUACGGUGGGCCCAUUCCUGGUGGAGAAUCACCGGCCUCCUCAUCGCUUCCUCCUUCCACGAACCUCCCAUUUUCGCAAAGUGGUACAUCGAUGACAAGGCAAGGUGCUCGUCCGGGAGUUGAAUCCAACGCACUGUCGAGGAUUAUCAAUCCUAGUCAACACCAGCCUCAUCAUGCUUUGAAUGGAUUAGUGAAUGGAAAUGGGUUUUCGUCGUCUUUGAGGAUGCAACACCAAGAAGACUCAGAAUUCGAAGGCGCUGAAACGGAGACGGAAACUGAAACUGAAGCAGAAACGGAAACGGAUGGAGGUUGGACCACUGACGAUGAGCCAACCAUCAGACCUCCAAAAUCGAGUGCUGGCAGUUCGUCAUCGUCGUCACGCAGCUCUAGUGCAUCGGACGCUCUUAGCAUUUGCAGCUCCGUGAGCGAAAACGAUAGUGUUGAAGGAGAUGAUGAGCGUGAGGAUCAUGUCAUGUCCGACAUUGAUGACGAUGAAGAGGGAGGAAGAACACCCGAACAUAGUGCUCAAGCCGAGACAUCUAAAGACGGUGAAAAGACGCCCGAAAGGAAGCCCUUUCAAAGUCUUUUGGGUAUGUCGAAAAUCACGCCACCUGGACGACGAGAGCACGAGGCCACAGAUAGUCCCUGA
Molecule: messenger RNA, 1719 nt
Organism: Lentinula edodes (shiitake mushroom)
Lineage: Eukaryota; Fungi; Basidiomycota; Agaricomycetes; Agaricales; Omphalotaceae
Product: cyclin-domain-containing protein
Exons: 2
Coding region: 1-1719 (572 amino acids)
Biological process (GO): regulation of cyclin-dependent protein serine/threonine kinase activity
Cellular component (GO): nucleus; cyclin-dependent protein kinase holoenzyme complex
Molecular function (GO): cyclin-dependent protein serine/threonine kinase regulator activity; protein kinase binding
Source: RefSeq, a predicted model, not a curated record